GAAAGAAGGAGUGCGUAUGUGUGUGUGUGGUGUUCAUAAUAGCAAUUUUUCUCAAGGGCAAAAACUCUACAGAUUUUUAAACGAAGGGAAAUUACUAUUCAUAUUUCAAAAUGGCUUCUACCUACAGAGACGACGACGAAGGUACGGAUGUAUUUCGUGAAGAAUUUAAGCGAUAUAAGCGAAAAGAACCACCUCCCGAUUUUUCAGAGGUAAUUGAUUUUACUAAUGAGCUAAUUACAAAUAAUAACUGUAAUGUCAUUCCUUUUAACCAGACAGAAACAACGAAAACUGAACCACACCUGUUCGGCUUACGACCGGUGAACGAAUGGAAAGUGUAUUAUUAUAAAACAAGUCCGGGGUUUGUGUUUAUCAGUAACCCUUUCACAGCUGCUGCUCAGCGUUACUGGACUCAUCGAUGUCUGCACGACUAUCCUUCCAGACAAAAUGUUACUAAUCUCGAUUUUAUCGAAAAGCAAUGUGGAAUUAAUCGGCCUGACAAUAUCUGGACAGCCAGCGAAAAUUACGAAAGCGGUAAAGCACAAUGUGUUGUCGACAGUCUAUCUUUCGAUAUGAGAUUUCAUAUAAAUAAACUUCGGUGGGUCACACUGGGUUACCAUUAUAACUGGAACGAUAAAACGUAUAGCAAAGACCAGGUGUCUACAUUUCCAUUUGAUCUAGAAAUUUUGGCUAAAUACAUCGCUUCUGUGGUCGGUUUUAAAGAAUAUAAUCCAGAGGCCGCUAUAGUAAACUAUUACCAUAUGGGAUCUACUUUAGCUGGACACACAGAUCACUCAGAGUUUGACCAUAACUCACCAAUUAUUUCUUUCAGUUUUGGUCAGGACGCAAUCUUCCUAUUAGGUGGGGUAACUAAAGCAGUAAAGCCCGCAGCUUUUCAUCUUCGAUCUGGUGAUAUUUGUAUUAUGGCCGGAGAUUCAAGACUGUGCUAUCAUGCCGUACCCCGGUUGCUUCCAUCAAAACAUUUUGAAACUUCGUGUAAUGCAAGGAUGGCUGACGAGCUCGCGGAAUUAAAUUUGUUUGUACAUCAAAACACGCCGGACUCGAGAGAAGACUCAGGACUUAGUUUGAUCAACUCUCCGGACUGUGAUAAAAUAAACAAACAGAUAGUGACUACGUUGAAUUCUUUACAUUGGGAGAAUUACGAAAACUUCUUGAAGGAGAGCAGAAUAAAUAUUAGUGUGAGGCAAGUUUUAAAAGUCGGGCAGAGUUUCCCAGAUCAUACAAACAGUGAAGUAAAAUGAUGAUAAGUUGCAUGAAGGGAAAGAAAAUUGUGUUAUACUUGAUGUGUUUCCAACUGUUUGGAAGUUUGAAACCACUUUGCAGUAACUUAUACACCUACUCACGCUGUCAGGUGAAAUAACAUCACCUUUUUUAUUUAUUGUUACCUCAAUCUCAAAACACACACACACACACACCUUCAUAGACGUGCACAAACACGUACAUGCAUGCAUACACACAUAUACAUACAUGCAUACACACAGGUAUAUAAGUAAAAAGUUCGUUAUAGGCAUGUAUAAGAUAAAGUCUCAUAUAUAAAAAAAAAAAAAAAAACUCUACUAACAAUUAGGCGCAGGAGUGGCUGUGUGGUAAGUAGCUUGCUUACCAACCACAUGGUUCCGGGUUCAGUCCCACUGCAUGGCAUCUUGGGCAAGUGUCUUCUACUAUAGCCUCGGGCCAACCAAAGCCUUGUGAGUGGAUUUGAUAGAUGGAAACUGAAAGAAGCCCGUCGUAUAUAUGUGUGUGUUUGUGUGUCUGUAUUUGUCCCCCUAGCAUUGUUUGACAACCGAUGCUGGUGUGUUUAUGUCCCCGUCACCUAGCGGUUCAGCAAAAGAGACCGAUAGAAUAAGUACUAGGCUUACAAAGAAUAAGUCCUGGGGUCGAUUUGCUCGACUAAAGGCGGUGCUCCAGCAUGGCUGCAGUCAAAUGACUGAAACAAGUAAAAGAGUAAAGAGUGGGAGCUUCUACCACUUUUGGUAACGAAAGCCUUUUCCUUCACAGUGAAGGACAGAUAAAAAUGGAGAAGAAAUAUUAAAAGUUCAAAUUAGAAUUUAAUUUCAACAUACAACCUGUUCAAAUGGUAAUACAAACAUGUAAGAAAAAAAAACCAUUAAUUAUAUUAAUAAU
Octopus bimaculoides (California two-spot octopus) is the source of this 2142-nucleotide messenger RNA. RefSeq names its product nucleic acid dioxygenase ALKBH1. Gene Ontology annotation, cellular component: cytoplasm; nucleus. Lineage: Eukaryota; Metazoa; Mollusca; Cephalopoda; Octopoda; Octopodidae. Gene Ontology annotation, molecular function: ferrous iron binding; oxidative RNA demethylase activity; broad specificity oxidative DNA demethylase activity. The record is from RefSeq and is a predicted model, not a curated record. Gene Ontology annotation, biological process: oxidative RNA demethylation.